Molecule: messenger RNA, 9093 nt
Organism: Myotis davidii
Lineage: Eukaryota; Metazoa; Chordata; Mammalia; Chiroptera; Vespertilionidae
Gene: ITPR1
Product: inositol 1,4,5-trisphosphate receptor type 1
Biological process (GO): calcium ion transmembrane transport
Cellular component (GO): endoplasmic reticulum; membrane
Molecular function (GO): inositol 1,4,5 trisphosphate binding; inositol 1,4,5-trisphosphate-gated calcium channel activity
Source: RefSeq, a predicted model, not a curated record
GGCUGUGCUGCUGAGGCGCUUCCUCGGGCUCGCCGGGUGGGAGGAGAGGAGGAGGAGGAGGUGGAGGAGGAGGAGGCAGAGAGGGUGGAGAGAGAAAGCCACGCCGAGAGGAGGUGUGGGUGUUCCGCUUCCAUCCUAAAGGAACGAGCUCCCGCUUCGCAGCAUGGGAUUACCCGGCAGCUGCUGACCCCGCUCCUCGCCCUGCGCCCCCAAACCGGCGUGGCUCCCCGGGCAGCAAGGAGCUGACGGCUGCCCGCAGGACUCGCACCCCUGGCGGGACACGCUCUGGCAGCGGAGUGCCUGACCGGGGUCAGGCUUUUCGAGAAAGACAUGUCUGACAAGAUGUCGAGUUUCCUGCACAUCGGGGACAUAUGCUCCCUGUACGCGGAGGGAUCCACAAACGGCUUCAUCAGCACGUUGGGGCUGGUUGACGAUCGCUGUGUUGUGCAGCCGGAAACUGGAGACCUAAACAAUCCGCCCAAGAAGUUCAGAGACUGCCUGUUCCGGCUCUGCCCCAUGAACCGCUACUCCGCGCAGAAGCAGUUCUGGAAGGCGGCCAAGCCCGGCGCCAACAGCACCACGGAUGCCGUGCUGCUCAACAAGCUGCACCACGCGGCCGACCUCGAGAAGAAGCAGAACGAGACGGAGAACAGGAAGCUGCUAGGGACCGUCAUCCAGUACGGCAACGUGAUCCAGCUCCUGCAUCUGAAAAGUAACAAGUACCUGACUGUGAACAAGCGGCUGCCGGCCCUGCUGGAGAAGAACGCCAUGCGCGUGACGCUGGACGAGGCGGGGAACGAGGGCUCCUGGUUCUACAUCCAGCCCUUCUACAAGCUGCGGUCCAUCAGGGACAGUGUCAAUUCCGUCAACUGCAACACCAGCUGGAAGGUCGUGCUGUUCAUGAAGUGGAGCGACAACAUGCGGCUGUUCCACGCGGAGCAGGAGAAGUUCCUCACCUGCGACGAGCACCGGAAGCAGCAGCACGUCUUCCUGCGGACGACCGGCCGGCAGUCGGCCACGUCGGCCACCAGCUCCAAGGCCCUGGGGGAGGGGGAGGUGGUCCAGCACGACCCGUGUCGGGGAGGCGCCGGGUACUGGAACAGCCUCUUCCGGUUCAAGCACCUGGCCACCGGGCACUACUUGGCAGCAGAGGCGGACCCCGACCAGGACGCCUCCCGCAGCCGGCUGCGCAACGCCCAGGAGAAGAUGGUGUACUCCCUGGUGUCGGUGCCCGAGGGCAACGACAUCUCCUCCAUCUUCGAGCUGGACCCCACCACCCUCCGCGGAGGCGACAGCCUGGUCCCCAGGAACUCCUACGUGCGGCUCAGACACCUGUGCACCAACACCUGGGUGCACAGCACCAACAUCCCCAUCGACAAGGAGGAGGAGAAGCCUGUGAUGCUGAAGAUCGGCACCUCGCCCGUGAAGGAGGACAAGGAGGCCUUCGCCAUCGUGCCGGUCUCCCCUGCGGAGGUCCGGGACCUGGACUUCGCCAACGAUGCCAGCAAGGUGCUGGGCUCCAUCGCGGGGAAGCUGGAGAAGGGCACCAUCACGCAGAACGAGAGGAGGUCGGUGACCAAGCUGCUCGAAGACUUGGUGUACUUCGUCACCGGGGGCACCAACUCCGGGCAGGACGUGCUGGAGGUGGUCUUCUCCAAGCCCAACCGCGAGCGGCAGAAGCUGAUGCGGGAGCAGAACAUCCUCAAGCAGAUCUUCAAGUUGCUGCAGGCCCCGUUCACGGACUGCGGGGACGGCCCGAUGCUGCGGCUGGAGGAGCUGGGCGACCAGCGGCAUGCCCCGUUCCGGCACAUCUGCCGGCUCUGCUACCGGGUCCUCCGGCACUCGCAGCAGGACUACAGGAAGAACCAGAGAGUGGGGCUCCCCGAGCCGCACCCCGCUCCGUGCACAGGACAUGCUUGCCGCUCUCUCUCCCGCAGGUUCUUAGACUACCUGUCCGACCUGUGUGUGUCCAUGAACAAGUCCAUCCCGGUGACGCAGGAGCUCAUCUGCAAAGCGGUGCUCAACCCAGCCAACGCCGACAUCCUGAUCGAGACCAAGCUGGUCCUUUCCCGCUUCGAGUUCGAAGGGGUGUCCUCGGGGGAGAGCGCGCUGGAGGCGGGCGAGGACGAGGAGGAGGUGUGGCUGUUCUGGAGGGACAGCAGCAAGGAGACCCGCAGCAAGAGCGUGCGGGAGCUGGCGCAGGACGCCAAGGAGGGCCAGAAGGAGGACCGCGACGUGCUUAGCUACUACCGGUACCAGCUGAACCUCUUCGCCAGGAUGUGUCUGGACCGCCAGUACCUGGCCAUCAACGAGAUCUCCGGCCAGCUGGACGUGGACCUCAUCCUGCGCUGCAUGUCGGACGAGAACCUGCCCUACGACCUGAGGGCCUCCUUCUGCCGCCUCAUGCUCCACAUGCACGUGGACCGAGACCCGCAGGAGCAGGUCACGCCCGUGAAGUACGCCCGCCUCUGGUCCGAGAUCCCAUCGGAGAUCGCCAUUGAUGACUAUGACAGCAACGGGGCCUCCAAAGAUGAGAUUAAGGAGCGGUUCGCGCAGACCAUGGAGUUUGUGGAGGAGUACCUCCGAGAUGUGGUGUGCCAGAGGUUCCCUUUCUCAGAUAAGGAGAAGAACAAGCUGACGUUCGAGGUUGUGAACUUAGCGAGGAAUCUCAUCUACUUUGGUUUCUACAACUUCUCUGACCUUCUGCGAUUGACCAAAAUCCUCCUGGCCAUCCUGGACUGCGUGCACGUGACCACCAUCUUCCCCAUCAGCAAGAUGGCGAAGGGAGAAGAGAACAAAGGCAGCAACGUGAUGCGGUCCAUCCACGGGGUCGGGGAGCUGAUGACCCAGGUGGUGCUACGGGGAGGGGGCUUCUUGCCCGUGACCCCCAUGGCCGCCGCCCCCGAAGGCAACGUGAAGCAGGCGGAGCCAGAGAAGGAGGACAUCAUGGUCAUGGACACCAAGCUGAAGAUCAUUGAGAUCCUGCAGUUUAUCUUGAACGUGAGGCUGGACUACAGGAUCUCCUGCCUCCUGUGCAUAUUUAAGCGCGAGUUCGACGAGAGCAAUUCCCAGACGUCGGAGGCGUCCUCGGGCAGCAGCAGCCAGGAGGCGCCCGGCAGCGUGCCCGGCGCUCUGGACUUUGAGCACAUUGAGGAGCAAGCGGAGGGCAUCUUCGGAGGAAGUGAGGAGAACACCCCGCUGGACCUGGACGACCACGGCGGCAGGACCUUCCUCCGGGUCCUGCUGCACCUGACGAUGCACGACUACCCGCCCCUGGUGUCGGGGGCCCUGCAGCUGCUCUUCCGGCACUUCAGCCAGCGGCAGGAGGUGCUGCAGGCCUUCAAGCAGGUUCAACUGCUGGUUACCAGUCAGGACGUGGACAACUACAAGCAGAUCAAGCAGGACCUGGACCAGCUGAGGUCCAUCGUGGAGAAGUCCGAGCUCUGGGUGUACAAGGGGCAGGGCCCCGACGAGGCCAUGGACGGCGUGUCUGGGGAAAAUGAGCACAAGAAGGCGGAGGAGGGGAGCAAGGCCCCGAAGCACGAGAGCACGAGCAGCUACAACUACCGGGUGGUCAAGGAGAUCCUGAUCCGGCUCAGCAGGCUGUGCGUGCAGGAGGGCGCGUCCGUGCGCAAGAGCCGGAAGCAGCAGCAGCGGCUGCUCAGGAACAUGAGCGCGCACGCCGUGGUGCUGGAGCUGCUGCAGAUCCCCUACGAGAAGAUCCUGGAGGCGGUGACCAUGCAGCACAUCUUCAUGAACAACUUCCAGCUCUGCAGCGAGAUCAACGAGCGGGUGGUCCAGCACUUCGUGCACUGCAUCGAGACGCACGGCCGCAGUGUGCAGUACAUCAAGUUCCUGCAGACCAUCGUCAAGGCCGAAGGGAAGUUCAUCAAGAAGUGCCAGGACAUGGUCAUGGCCGAGCUGGUGAACUCCGGCGAGGACGUGCUCGUGUUCUACAACGACCGGGCCUCCUUCCAGACGCUGAUCCAGAUGAUGCGGUCAGAGCGGGACCGCAUGGACGAGAACAGCCCGCUCAUGUACCACAUCCACCUGGUGGAGCUGCUGGCCGUGUGCACCGAGGGCAAGAACGUCUACACCGAGAUCAAGUGCAACUCCCUGCUGCCGCUGGACGACAUCGUGCGCGUGGUGACCCACGAGGACUGCAUUCCCGAGGUCAAGAUCGCCUACAUCAACUUCCUGAACCACUGCUACGUGGACACCGAGGUGGAGAUGAAGGAGAUCUACACCAGCAACCACAUGUGGAAGCUGUUCGAGAAUUUCCUCGUGGACAUCUGCAGGGCCUGCAACAACACGAGUGACCGGCGGCACGCGGACUCCAUCCUGGAGAAGUACCGGGACUCGGUGCUGGCCGCCUCCCGGGACUACCGCAACAUCAUCGAGCGGCUGCAGGACAUCGUCUCGGCGCUGGAGGACCGGCUGCGGCCGCUGGUGCAGGCUGAGCUGUCGGUGCUGGUGGACGUGCUGCACCGGCCGGAGCUGCUCUUCCCAGAGAACACGGACGCCCGGAGGAAGUGCGAGAGCGGGGGCUUCAUCUGCAAGCUGAUAAAACACACCAAACAGCUGCUGGAGGAGAACGAGGAGAAGCUGUGCAUUAAGGUCCUGCAGACGCUGCGGGAGAUGAUGACCAAGGACCGCGGCUACGGCGAGAAGCUCAUUUCCAUUGAUGAACUGGAGAACGCCGAGCUGCCGCAGGCCCCGGACCCCGAGAGCUCCACAGAGGAGGCCGAGCCGAGUCCACCCCUGAGGCAACUGGAGGACCAUAAACGGGGUGAGGCGCUCAGGCAAAUUUUGGUCAACCGUUACUAUGGCAACGUCAGACCUUCGGGAAGAAGAGAGAGCCUCACCAGCUUCGGCAACGGCCCGCUGUCGGGGGGCCCUGGGGAGCCCCUGGGGUAGGCGGGCCGGGGCGGCUCCGGGUCCAGCUCCAUGAGCCGCGGCGAGAUGAGCCUGGCCGAGGUCCAGUGCCACCUGGACAAGGAGGGCGCCUCCAACCUGGUCAUCGACCUCAUCAUGAACGCAUCCAGCGACCGCGUGUUCCACGAGAGCAUCCUCCUGGCCAUCGCCCUUCUGGAAGGAGGCAACACCACCAUCCAGCACUCCUUCUUCUGCCGGCUGACGGAAGACAAGAAGUCGGAGCGAUUCUUCAAGGUCUUCUACGACCGCAUGAAGGUGGCCCAGCAGGAAAUCAAGGCCACGGUGACGGUGAACACGAGCGACUUGGGAAACAAGAAGAAAGACGAGGAGACGGACCGGGACGCCCCUUCCCGGAAGAAAGCCAAAGAGCCCUCGACGCAGAUCACGGAGGAGGCCCGCGACCAGCUCCUGGAGGCCUCGGCUGCCACCAGGAAGGCCUUCACCGCCUUCCGGAGAGAGGCCGACCCCGACGACCACUACCAGUCCGGGGAGGGCGCGCAGGCCGCGGCCGACAAGCCCAAGGACGAGCUGGAGAUGAGCGCAGUCAUCACCAUCAUGCAGCCCAUCCUGCGCUUCCUGCAGCUGCUGUGCGAGAACCACAACCGGGACCUGCAGAACUUCCUCCGCUGCCAGAACAACAAGACCAACUACAACCUGGUGUGCGAGACGCUGCAGUUCCUGGACUGCAUCUGCGGCAGCACCACGGGCGGCCUGGGGCUGCUCGGCCUCUACAUCAACGAGAGGAACGUGGCGCUCAUCAACCAGACGCUGGAGCCACUGCUUGUCGAUGGCGUCGCGUGCGUGCGUGUGUGUGCACAUGUGCACGCCUGUGCCUGCGUGUGCAUGUGCGUGCCUGUGUUUCCUCAGAACUGCAUCGCCACCCACGAGUCCAACGGCAUCGACAUCAUCACGGCCCUGAUCCUGAACGACAUCAACCCGCUGGGGAAGAAGCGGAUGGACCUGGUGCUGGAGCUGAAGGCAAAUGGGGGGAGGUUGCCAUUGUCCCUUCUAGAGGAGAGGGCGUGAGCACACGGGGGUGCUGCCGAUGGAGGCCCCAGGGCCCUGACGGAGCCGCUUCCCGGGUCCUCCCUGCAGGUGGAGGUGAUCAAGAAGGCCUACCUGCAGGGGGAGGGGGAGGAGGAGCCGGAGGAGGGAGAGAACGAGGAGAACAGCGAGGACGGAGCGGCCUCCCCCCGGAUCGUGGGCCACAACAUCUACAUCUUAGCUCACCAGCUGGCGCGGCACAACAAGGAGCUGCAGAGCAUGCUGAAGCCGGGGGGCCAGGUGGACGGGGACGAGGCCCUGGAGUUCUAUGCCAAGCACACGGCCCAGAUCGAGAUCGUCCGGCUGGACCGCACCAUGGAGCAGAUCGUCUUCCCCGUGCCCAGCAUCUGCGAGUUCCUCACCAAGGAGUCCAAACUGCGCAUCUACUACACCACCGAGCGCGACGAGCAGGGCAGCAAGAUCAACGACUGCGGGGCGCAGGGAGGGCACACAGUGGGCGCGAGUGACUCCCAGCGGUAUGAUCGCGACGCCCCCACUGCUGGUGGACGCUCACCUGCCCCCCACGUCCUCGCAGCCCAGCCCGUGCUGUACUGGUGCGCCCGCAACAUGUCCUUCUGGAGCAGCAUCUCCUUCAACCUGGCCGUGCUCAUGAACCUGCUCGUGGCCUUCUUCUACCCGUUCCGCGGCGCCCGGGGAGGGACGCUGGAGCCGCACUGGUCGGGGCUGCUGUGGACGGCCAUGCUCGUCUCGCUGGCCAUCGUCAUCGCGCUCCCCAAACCCCACGGCAUCCGGGCGCUGAUCGCGUCCACGAUUCUGCGGCUCAUCUUCUCCGUGGGGCUGCAGCCCACGCUGUUCCUCCUGGGCGCUUUCAACGUCUGCAACAAAAUCAUCUUCCUGAUGAGCUUCGUGGGCAACUGCGGCACGUUCACGCGGGGCUACCGCGCCAUGGUGCUGGACGUGGAGUUCCUCUACCACCUGCUCUACCUGCUCAUCUGCGCUCUCGGGCUCUUCGUGCAUGAGUUCUUCUACAGCCUGCUGCUCUUUGACCUGGUGUACAGAGAGGAGACGCUGCUCAACGUCAUCAAGAGCGUCACCCGCAACGGGCGCUCCAUCAUCCUGACGGCGGUGCUGGCGCUGAUCCUGGUCUACCUCUUCUCCAUCGUGGGCUACCUCUUCUUCAAGGCCGACUUCCUGCUGGAGGUGGACCCGCUGCCCAACGACACCGCCCUCCCAGAGGCCGGCGAGAGCUUGGCCAGCGAGUUCCUGUUCUCGGACGUGUGCCGGGUGGGGGCUGGGGAGAACUGCUCCUCUCCUGCACCCCAGGAAGCGCUGCGCCCGGCCGAGGAGCCGGAGCAGGACAAGGAGCACACGUGCGAGACCCUGCUGAUGUGCAUCGUCACCGUGCUGAGCCACGGGCUGCGGAGCGGCGGCGGCGUGGGGGAGGUGCUCACCGAGCCCUCCUUCCAGGAGCCCCUGUUCGCCGCCCGCGUCAUCUACGACCUGCUCUUCUUCUUCAUGGUCAUCAUCAUCGUGCUGAACCUCAUCUUCGGGGUCAUCAUCGACACCUUCGCCGACCUGAGGAGCGAGAAGCAGAAGAAGGAGGAGAUCCUCAAGACGACGUGCUUCAUCUGCGGCCUGGAAAGGGACAAGUUUGACAACAAGACUGUCACCUUCGAGGAGCACAUCCAGGAGGAGCACAACAUGUGGCACUACCUGUGCUUCAUCGUCCUGGUGAAGGUGAAGGACUCCACGGAGUACACGGGCCCCGAGAGCUACGUGGCCGAGAUGAUCCAGGAGAGAAAUCUCGACUGGUUCCCCCGGAUGAGAGCCAUGUCCCUGGUCAGCAGCGACUCGGAGGGCGAGCAGAACGAGCUGCGGAACCUGCAGGAGAAGCUCGAGUCCACCAUGAAGCUCGUCUCCAACCUCUCGGGCCAGCUGUCCGAGCUCAAGGACCAGAUGACGGAACAGAGGAAGCAGAAGCAGCGGAUCGGCCUCCUGGGACACCCUCCGCACAUGAACGCCAACCCCCAGCAGCCCACUCGCCCCGCGCGGCUCCGGCUGCGCCCGGGGCAUCUGUAAAUACUCCGUUUAUACUGGAUGUACAUGAUCGCUACUCUCGAGGCUGGAUGUACGUAUUGUAAUUAGAAUUGGCGCGGUGACCUUUCAUGUGUGCCAAAAUAUAUUAAAAAUGCCUUUUUUUGGAAAGGACUACAGAAAGCACCUGAUUUGCACUUGAACCAGAGUAUAGAUUUAAAGCUAUAGGACAUGUAUUUUGUAUUUAAAUCUAGAAUAGCCAGUAUUUAUGUUUUUUAUAAACUGUGCAAUACGGUUACGCGAUCACAGCGACCUUGUAGCCCCCGAGCGCCCCGGAGGGAGCCCGCGUCUUAGGAGCUGGCGUGUUCAUAUUAUGUGACAAAUGUCUAACGAUGCUGCUGCCAAAACGUAGUGCCGGGGCGCGCAGGCCCGGGCCGUGCCACGGGGGCUCCUGUGGGGACAGCGUUGGCCGUCACUGGCAGCGUCGGCGCCCCAGGCCUGCGAAGCGGCAAGUCCGCCUUCAUUUUAAGGAGCAACUUCAGCUUCAAAGAUCCUUUUAAGCUUCCAAAUGGCUCGUUUAAACUAUUUCUUGGCCCAAGAGCUAAACUAGAGGCUCAGACGUUAGCUUGUGAAGUGAAUAGACUUUCUUAAAGGGGUCAAUGCAUCCCACUGGCCAGUCGAUGUCCGCUCCGGGCGAAUGUUGGUGUCGCGCUAUAAAACACGCCAUCGCGGGUCCCUAGGUUAUCUGGUCCCAACGGUAGGUGGUUUUUCCCUUCGUCUGAACCUACGUGCUGCGGAGCUGCGCGGUGUUCCCAUGCAGCCCGCAGAGAGGUGAAGGGGCUCCUCCCGUGGGAGCUCCGCGCCAACACGGACACGUGGUUCUGUGAAAGAGCCUCGUUCUGGCUUUCUCUCUGUCGCGCGGCUUCUCCUGCGGGUGGCUGGAGGGUGAGAGGAGACGUCAGGUCUGUGCUGAGUUUCGUACCUGGAUCUCAUUUUACAAGGGGCUCUUCUGCAAAAAAAAAAAAGUUUUAAAAAUGUGUUGAAAGCAGAGUUCCAGCGAGUGACGUCUGUAAAUGCCUGUGUGAGGAUAAGUGUUUAAUAAACGAUGCAGACCACGGA